AGAUUACUGUUCAAUUUGAGAAGGGUGCUCCUCCCUCACUGCUUUUGUCCGUUCAGUUCACGGGCCAUAGCCUGGUGCACUUAGUCGAACUCCUUCAAUGGUUGAAGCCCUCAAUGGCCAUGUACAUGCUAAAACUGGUUGAGUCCUCUAAUAGUUCUAUGGCCUAUCUGGAGCACAACCAUUUGCUGCGCAAAAUUGACUCACUCGAACAUGCACUGAUGAAAGUCAUAUGACUACUCACAGUCAGCAUUGUUUAGGGAAGUGUAUUCAACAUCGACAGAAGACAACGUGGAUAAGAGAAAAUGCCACUGACGAAAGCGAUAAUUGUGCCAGGAAAUGGAGCUGGAGAUGUAGAGCGGUCCAAUUGGUAUGGAUGGGCCAAAAAACAGAUAAAUAAGAUUCCAGAUGUGACCUGCCUGUUGAGCAACAUGCCUGACCCAGUGACAGCCAGAGAGAGCAUAUGGUUGCCAUUCAUACAGGAGGAGCUCCAAUGUGAUGAGGAGACUGUCAUCAUUGGCCACAGCUCUGGGGCAGCUGCAGCCAUGAGGUAUGCAGAAACACACAACGUGUUUGGCCUCAUUCUGGUGGGUGCCUAUACUUCUGACCUGGGAGAUGAGAAUGAGAGAGAGAGUGGAUAUUUUAGCCGGCCAUGGGAGUGGGAGCAAAUGAGAAGAAACGUUGGGCACAUCGUUCAGUUUGGCUCCACGGAUGACCCCUUCCUGCCUUGGGAGGAGCAGCAAGCUGUGGCCGAGGGCCUGGGCGCGGUGCUGCACAAGUACACAGACCGAGGACACUUCCAGAACACACAAUUCCCUGAGCUCAUUGACGCAGUGCGAAAGCUGAGGGCAGCUGCUUAAAAAGCAGCAGAGUUGUCCGCCAUUGGAAUAUGACACGCAAUGAGGACUAUAGCCCAAUUACGAAUAUCUGUUCAGUUGCUCCCUUCCCUCUGUGUCCCUCUGGGGAAUCCUCAUGUGGACCCUUAUGAUUACGAUAUGAUGGAGAUUCCAAUUUAUCAAGUGUAGUUCACAAUGUCAUCAAUGUGCUCAUCUUUUGCUCCAUUACUUUGAGUGCUCUUCGGAAGACUCGCCAGUUUUGUUCACCUGUGUUUCCAGCAAUUUGUUGAAAGAGUUCAGCAUAUAUUAAGAUUCACCCACAAAUGCACAUUUUACUGACAGCUGUGAGUUUCCAUCAAACUGGCUUCUUGCAAAUAAAAUGCUGUGAGAAAAGACAGAA
Molecule: messenger RNA, 1233 nt
Organism: Oncorhynchus kisutch (coho salmon)
Lineage: Eukaryota; Metazoa; Chordata; Actinopteri; Salmoniformes; Salmonidae
Gene: rbbp9
Product: retinoblastoma binding protein 9
Exons: 5
Coding region: 303-857 (184 amino acids)
Molecular function (GO): hydrolase activity
Source: RefSeq, a predicted model, not a curated record